AUGUUGAGAUUAUUUGUAACAAGCGGUACAGGAGAACCAUUGACUGGUUUCUGUGUAUAUUUCCUAAGAUCAAGAACGGAUGUCGUCCUUACCAUGAGAAACAUCCAAGAGGAGGUACAGUUUGGAUAUCUAGACCCCUCUAAUCAAGGAGGUUUAUUAGCUGUAUUUGAACAAGUACUAUCUAAAGUUUAUCAGCCUGCAUUAGAAAGUCAGACAGAAUGGGGUGAAAUGGAUAAAACACCAGAGGGAAGGAAGAAAAAAGCUCAGUUUAAAGAUUUAGAAGAGAAUUUUAUUGCAUAUCUCAAAAGUGCACAAGCCCAUGUUAAAGAAGGUAUAAGCCUAGUAGAUUGUGAAGGUGAUAAGGUAGAUUUUGGAGGUAUUAAAACUGUGAGUGAUUGUGUCCAAGUUGCCAGUAAUCCUGAAAUAGUGGCCAUGAUGGAAGAACUGACAUCAAACUGGUGUAAACAGAUAGAACAGAUUCUGGCUGAAAGUGAUCAAAUGAGGAAAGAAGCAGAUGAUACUGGACCCAUGGCAGAAUUAGAACAUUGGCGCCAACUUACAGCCAGAUUUAACGCCUUGCUGGAACAGAUCAAAUCUCAUAAAUGUCGUAUGACUAUUAAUAUAAUCAAUAUAGCUAAAUGUAAGAUAUUAAAGAAAUGGAAAGAAUUAGAUAAACGUAUAACAGAUAAUGCUAAUGAAGCUAAAGAUAAUGUGAAAUAUCUAUAUACUCUAGAGAAAUACUGUGAACCACUAUAUAGAUGUGAUCCUGUAUCAAUGAUAGAUUGUUUAGCUGGAUUAAUUAAUGCUAUAAGAAUGAUACAUAGUAUAUCUAGGUAUUAUAAUACCUCUGAGAGAAUGACAUCAUUAUUUAUAAAGGUCACCAAUCAAAUGGUAACGGCCUGUAAGAAUUAUAUCACUGAAGAAGGGAUGUACAGAGUUUGGGAUCAGGACAGAGCUGAAGUUAUUGAAAAAUUACAGAAUUGUAUUAAACUUUAUAGAACAUAUCAACAAGUAUUUCAACGUACAAAACAGAAAAUUGAAGAAACACCAGGAGAAAAGCCAUUUGAAUUCUCUGAAAUGUACAUCUUUGGAAAGUUUGAAACAUUCUGUAAGAGAAUUGAUAAGAUAAUGCGACUAUUGCAAAACAUCGAUACAUUUCACCCUUUAACAGAAUCUAAAAUAGAAGGUAUUGAACCAUUUGCUGCUCGAUUUCAACAAGUAUGUUCAAGUGUGAAGAAGAAGCCAUAUGAUGUUUUGGAUCAAAGAAAAGUUGAUUUUGAUAAUGAUUUUGAAGAUUUCUGUCGUCAACUUGCAGAACUUGAGAAUAAUCUUCAAAUAUUUAUGGAUGCUAGUUUCAAGAAAAUGACCACAACUGUUAAUUCUUUAAAUUUGUUGACCAGAUUUGAGAAACUAAAUAUUAGCAAGUUAAAUAUCGAAGGGAAAUAUGCUAAUAUUUUGACACAGUAUGGUGAAGAAAUAGAAAACAUUAAAAAGAUGUAUCAUAAAUUUAGAGAAGAUCCACAAAUACCUAGAAAUAUGCCUCCUGUAUCUGGUAAAGUAACAUGGGCUAGACAGUUAUCAGAGAGAGUAAUUGAACCUAUGGACAUCUUUCGGCAACAUCCUAAAUGUCUUGCUACUGAUGAAGCUAAGAAGAUUAUACGUAAUUAUAAUAAAGUAGCUAAGAUAUUGGUGGAAUAUGAGAUGUUAUAUCAUUCAGCAUGGUUAAAAUCAGUUGAUAUAGCUGUUGAAUUUCUACAAGUACCAGUAUUAUGCCGUCAUCCCACUUCUAAGGAAUUGCUAGUGAAUUUUGAUCCAUAUAUAUUUGAAACAUUGAAAGAAUGUGAAUAUAUGGUCAAAUUAAAUCUGGAUGUUCCAGAAGCAGCUAAAAUUCUUUUCCAUUCUCAAGCUACUUUAAAACAAAACAUCAGUUCACUACAGGUACUGUUGGAUGAGAAUAGUAAAAUAAGAGGCAAUAUACCACCUAUCUAUAUGGUAUUAUUGGGUCCUGUUAUUCGCAAGGCAGAUGAAGCUAUAAGACCAGGCUUAGUUAGUCAUACAUGGACAUCAUUGAGUUUACCAACUUUUUUUGAUCAAGUGCAACAAUCUCUUGUGGAACUUCAGAUUAUUGUUAAACAGGUGAAUGACAUCUCAUCAACACGUAUUGAUAAUGUUCUUGUUGAAAUUGAAGAAAGUUUAUUGUGUGACUUGCCCGAUUCGGUACCAUGGUCAGUUGCAGAAUUCUUAAAGAAUACAGAGAAAUACUGUGAAGUUGUAGCAACAGAUAUUAAUAAAAUGAGUAAAACAAUAUAUGAUGCUAUUAUGGAAUUAAACAGAAUAUUUAAACAUAGUGUUAAAACUGAACGAGAAAUGAAGACUACUAAACCUGUAGUUGCUGAAAGUGAUUUGAUAUUUGCAUCAGUAGCUAGUAGUACAGGUAAAUCAGAUAGUGAUGGAAGACUGAAAGAUGAAGAUUAUGAAUUGUCCAUUGAAGAACAGAUGGAAGUAGCAUCAAAAGAACUAAUGGAUCAUUUUAACCAUAAAUUACAAGAUGCUUUGUUGAAGGCUUCGAGACAUUCGUUAGACGCCAUGAGAAAACGAUUCCUUGGUUAUGAAGAGAGUGGUUCCCAUAACGAUAGUAGAACACCGCCAUUUUUUAUUGCCGAUAUAACUCUAGUUAUACCUCAAGUAGUAAUGAAACCUAGCUUAGAUGAUAUCCAACAAGCUUUAAAUAGAUCCAUUCAGUUUGUUCUUGAUGUUAGUAAAGGAGUAGCACCUUGGUAUACCUAUCAAAAUGGGGAAACUGUAUCUAUAAGAGGAAUUUUGCAGGUUUUGAUAUUCCACAAUAUUCAAUUCAUCAUAUUUUCUAUGAUUUCAGUGACAGCAUCACGUAUUGAGAAGUUUAAUUAUUAUAAAUAUAUAUUAGAUAAUAAAGAUAUUGCUAAGUAUACUAUGUUAUUGUCGACUGCAGCCUCUACUCUCAAACCUGAUGUAUCAGAUGCUUUACAACGCUAUAAUGAAUUUUCUUUUCUCUGGCAACAAGAUAGAGAAGAGUCAAUCCAGGAAUUUCUGGCUACAGAUCCUAUUAUAUCAGAAUAUAAAUCUAAAGUUGCUGUAUUUAAGAAAUUAGAAGAUUCUAUAGAUGAUGUUAAAAAUAGUGAUAUUGUUGGACCUAUAGAACUAUUUACUGAACCAUUGAAGUUGGCACUACGUGUUGAAAUCAAGGCCUGGAAGUUAUUAUAUGGUAAAGAAUUAAACAGGAAGUAUCAUACAGAUAUGGAAGAAAUUCUAAGCUUUGUAGAUGAUUGUAGUAAACGUCUAUCAAGACCUAUUAGAGAUCUAGAAGAUGUCAGACAAGCUAUGUCUGGUUUAGCAGAAGUCAGAGAAAAUCAUAUUAAAAUUGACAUGGCUUUAGCUCCUAUUGAGGAAUCCUACAGUUUAUUACAAGAUUUUGAAGUAACAGUUGAUAAAGAAGAAGUUGAUAAGGUUGAUUCACUCAGAUACUCUUUCCAAAAACUCUGUCAUGUCUCUGGCCAAGUCCAAGGUGAACUAGUACGAGUACAACCAUUGUUUAAAGAGGAAUUAUUAACAUCAGUUGAAGAAUUUCAAGGAAGUCAAGAAUCAUUCACUGAGAGAUAUGAUUUGGAAGGACCAAUGUGUCCAGGUAUUUCACCACAAGAGGCUAAUGAUCGACUGCAGAUAUUUCAGAGUCAAUUUGAUGAGCUAUGGAACAAGUAUACCAUCUAUUCUGCUGGUGAACAGUUAUUUGGUUUAGUGGUAACAGAAUAUCCCAAUCUAGUGAAAAUUAAGAAAGAAUUAGGAUUACUACAGAAACUGUAUGGUUUAUAUAACAGUGUCAUGACAGUUAUUUCUGGAUAUUUUGAAAUCUUGUGGACUGAGGUGGACAUUGAGAAAAUCAAUACAGAAUUAUUGGAUUUACAAAACAGAUGUCGAAAGUUACCCAAAGCUCUAAAAGAAUGGCAAGCUUAUAAUGAUUUAAAGAAGAAGAUUGAUGAUUUUAGUGAAACUUGUCCUCUAUUAGAGUUAAUGUCUAAUAAAGCUAUGAAAGAAAGACAUUGGGAUCGAAUUGCUAAAAUGACUGGACAUACUUUUGAUUUGGAAUCAGAGAAUUUCACUCUAAAAGAUAUCAUGAAGGCACCAUUACUCAAAUAUAAAGAAGACAUUGAGGAUAUUUGUAUUUCUGCUGUAAAAGAAAAAGAUAUAGAAGCAAAACUAUCCCAGUGUGUUGCUGAUUGGAAUGGUCGUAUAUUAAGUUUUGCCAAUUUCAAGGCUCGAGGUGAAUUAUUAUUAAAAGGAGGGGAGACAACUGAGAUUAUAUCUCUAUUAGAAGACAGUUUGAUGAUUCUUAGUUCCUUACUAAGUAACAGAUAUAAUGCGCCGUUUAAAAAGAAAAUACAAGAAUGGGUAGCUAAAUUAUCAAACACUACAGAUAUUUUAGAAAAUUGGUUAACAACCCAGAAUCUAUGGGUAUAUUUAGAAGCUGUAUUUGUUGGUGGUGACAUUGCUAAACAACUUCCUCAGGAAGCUAAAAGAUUUCAGAAUAUAGAUAAAUCGUGGGGUAAGAUUAUGUUAAGAGCUCAUGAAGUAACUAAUGUUGUACAAUGUUGUGUUGGAGAUGAAACAUUAGGACAACUUUUACCACAUUUAUUAGAACAGUUAGAACUAUGUCAGAAAUCUCUUACUGGAUAUUUAGAAAAGAAGAGAUUGGUGUUCCCUAGAUUUUUCUUUAUUUCUGAUCCUUCGCUGUUAGAAAUUUUGGGUCAAGCCAGUGAUUCUCAUACUAUACAGGCACAUCUUACUGGUGUCUUUGAAAAUAUAAGUGAAGUCCAGUUCCAUGAAAAAGAUUAUGAUAGAAUUAUUGCAGUCGUUUCCAGAGAAGGAGAGAAAAUUCCUUUGGAGAAAGCAGUAAUUGCGAAGGGUAAUGUUGAGAUAUGGUUAGGUGAAUUAAUGGUAGAAGCUAUGAGAUCAUUACAUGGUGUAAUACGAGAUGCCUUUAGAUAUAUUGAUAGUUCUGAUUUUGAGCUGCUCAAUUUCUGUAAUAAUUAUGUAGCACAGGUUGGAUUAUUAGGUAUUCAGAUGUUAUGGACACGAGAUGCUGAAGAUGCUUUACGAUUGGCCAGAUCUGAUAAGAAGAUCAUGCCAACAACCAAUCAGAAGUUUCUAGAUCUGUUGAAUAAGUUGAUUGACCAGACGACAAGAGAUUUAACUAAGUUUGAGAGAGUCAAGUAUGAAACUCUGGUAACAAUUCAUGUUCAUCAACGAGAUAUCUUUGAUGACAUGGUCAAAAUGCAUAUUAAAACACCAAGUGAUUUUGAGUGGUUAAAACAAGCUAGAUUUUAUUUUAAAGAAGAUACAGAUCAAUGUAUAGUACAGAUUACAGAUGUAGAUUUUAUCUAUCAAAAUGAAUUUCUGGGCUGUACUGAUCGUUUGGUCAUUACACCUCUAACUGAUAGAUGUUAUAUAACCCUAGCACAAGCUUUAGGUAUGUCUAUGGGAGGUGCUCCAGCAGGACCAGCCGGUACUGGUAAAACAGAAACCACUAAAGAUAUGGGUAAAGCUCUAGGAAAAUAUGUUGUGGUAUUUAAUUGUUCUGAUCAGAUGGAUUUUAGAGGUUUAGGACGUAUUUAUAAAGGAUUAGCCCAGUCAGGAUCAUGGGGAUGUUUUGAUGAAUUUAAUCGUAUUGAACUACCAGUAUUAUCUGUAGCAGCCCAACAGAUUUAUAUUGUACUUACUGCUAAAAAAGAGCGUAAGAAAGAUUUCUUAUUCAGUGAUGGUGAUUUAGUUGAUAUGAAUCCUGAAUUUGGUAUUUUCUUGACUAUGAAUCCUGGUUAUGCUGGUCGUCAGGAAUUGCCUGAAAAUUUAAAAGUUCAGUUCCGUACUGUCAGUAUGAUGGUUCCAGAUAGACAGAUUAUUAUGAGAGUCAAACUAGCUGCCUGUGGUUUUAUAGAAAAUAUAAUAUUAGCUCAGAAAUUUUUCACCUUGUAUAAACUUUGUGAAGAACAGCUUUCAAAACAGGUUCACUAUGAUUUUGGUUUGAGAAAUAUUUUAUCAGUAUUACGUACACUUGGUGCCAACAAGAGAGCUAGACCUAACGAUACCGAAAGUACUAUUGUUAUGAGAGUCUUGAGAGAUAUGAACUUAUCUAAAUUGGUAGAUGAAGAUGAACCUCUAUUUUUAAGUUUAAUUGCUGAUUUAUUUCCUGGUAUAACAUUAGAUAGUGCUUCCUAUGCUGACCUACAGGUAGCUGUAGAUAAUCAGGUCAAUAAUCUAGGUUUAGUUAAUCAUCCAUCUUGGAAUCUGAAAGUAGUUCAGUUGUUUGAAACCCAGCGUGUACGUCAUGGUAUGAUGACAUUAGGUCCUAGUGGAGCUGGUAAAACAUGUUGUAUACAGGUAUUAAUGAGAGCUAUGACUGACUGUGGUACACCACAUCGUGAAAUGAGGAUGAACCCUAAAUCUAUCACAGCACCUCAGAUGUUUGGUCGUUUAGAUGUAGCUACUAAUGAUUGGACUGAUGGUAUUUUCUCUACUCUUUGGAGACGUACUUUGAAAUCUAAAAAAGGAGACCAUAUCUGGCUUAUUUUGGACGGUCCAGUAGAUGCUAUUUGGAUUGAGAAUUUAAAUUCUGUACUAGAUGAUAAUAAAACAUUAACUCUAGCUAAUGGUGAUCGUAUUCCCAUGGCUCCAAACUGUAAGAUUGUAUUUGAGGUGCACAAUAUUGACAACGCUUCUCCAGCUACAGUAUCUAGAAAUGGUAUGGUCUUUAUGUCUAGUUCUGCUCUGGAUUGGAGACCUAUUUUACAGGGUUGGUUAAAAUCUCGUAAUACACAAGAAGCUGAAAUAUUAAAUGUUUUCUAUGAGAAAUGCUAUGAUGAGUUUUACACUUUCGUUACCCAGAAUACAUCAGUCAAAAUGGUGGUAUUAGAAUGUAAUUUGAUUAAACAGACAUGUGAUUUAUUAGAAGGAUUGAUACCUAAAAAAGAUGAUAAAGGUUGUCUACCAGCCAAACAUCUAGAAAGAUUGUUUAUAUUUGCUAUAAUGUGGAGUUUAGGGGCAUUAUUAGAAUUAGAAGAUAGAGCUAAGUUACAAGAUUACAUGUUAAAACAUAAUAGUAAACUAGAUUAUCCAGCAAUGAGUGGAGAUGAAACUAUCUUUGAAUUUGUAGUUAAUGAUAAUGGUGAAUGGGAUCACUGGAAUAAUCGUGUAGAAGAAUAUCUCUAUCCAUCUGAUAGUGUACCAGAAUUUGCUUCUAUAUUGGUACCUAAUGUAGAUAAUGUCAGAUCUAACUUCUUACUACAUACUAUAGCUAAACAAAAUAAGGCUGUAUUAUUAAUUGGAGAACAAGGUACAGCUAAAACUGUUAUGAUUAAAGGUUAUAUGGCUUCUUAUGAUCCUGAUGUACAACUAGGAAAAUCAUUUAACUUUUCUUCAGCAUCUACACCACUCAUGUUCCAGAGAACUAUAGAAAGUUUUGUAGAGAAGAGAAUGGGUAGUACCUAUGGACCACCAGGUGGUAGGAGAAUGACUGUAUUUAUUGAUGAUGUUAAUAUGCCUAUUAUUAAUGAAUGGGGUGAUCAGGUAACCAAUGAGAUUACCAGACAAAUGAUGGAGAUGCAUGGAAUGUAUAAUGUAGAUAAACCUGGUGAUUUCUUGUCCAUUGUUGAUGUUCAGUUUAUAGCUGCCAUGAUACAUCCUGGAGGUGGUCGAAAUGAUAUACCAGAACGUCUUAAACGUCAAUUCUGUAUCUUUAAUUGUACACUACCAUCCAAUAGCUCUAUUGAUAAGAUUUUUGGUGUUAUUGGUGAAGGAUAUUUCUGUCCAUCAAGAUUUCAUCCUGAUGUUUGUGAAACUAUUCAGAUGUUAGUUCCAACUACAAGAAUACUUUGGCAACAGAUAAAGAUUAAAAUGUUACCAACCCCAGCCAAGUUUCAUUAUAUUUUCAACUUGAGAGAUUUAUCUAGGAUUUGGCAGGGAAUGCUUACCGUUGGUGGUGAGGAAUGUACAGAUGCUGCCUAUGCCCUGGCUUUAUGGAAACAUGAAUGUACUAGAUCUAUUGCUGAUAGGUUCACUAAUUAUGAAGAUAAGAAAUGGUUUGAAGAUGCUAUGAAAUCAGUGUUAAGAGCCCAGUCUAAUGAUGAUGUUGUCAGUAUAUUAGCUGAUGAACCAUACUUUGUAGAUUUCUUACGAGAUGCACCUGAGCCAACUGGUGAAGAAGCAGAUGAUGCUAAUUUCGAUGCACCUAAAAUCUAUGAAAUGAUACCAAGUUAUGAGUUUCUUAAUGAGAAGUUACUACAGUAUAUGGUACAAUAUAAUGAAAUGGUACGAGGUGGUCAAAUGGAUCUUGUAUUCUUUAAAGAUGCCAUGGUUCAUCUUGUUAAGAUAUCACGUAUUAUAAGAACACCUAGAGGAGCAGCAUUAUUAGUUGGUGUUGGUGGUUCUGGUAAACAGUCACUAACUAGACUAGCUACCUUUAUAGCUGGUUACAAAAUAUUUCAGAUUACCCUCACUAGAACAUACAAUGUGAGUAAUUUAAUGGAUGAUUUAAAAUAUCUAUAUCGUGUUGCUGGUGGAAAUGGUCAAGGUAUCACCUUCCUGUUUACUGAUAAUGAAAUUAAAGAUGAAGGAUUUCUGGAAUAUCUAAACAAUGUACUGAGUUCUGGUGAGGUGUCUAAUUUAUUUGCGAGAGAUGAAUUAGAUGAAAUAACUCAAGAAUUGAUACCAGUAAUGAAAGCUGAAUAUCCUCGUCGACCUCCAACACAGGAAACUUUAUAUGAUUAUUUUAUAUCUAGAGCUAGAAAUAAUCUUCAUACUGUACUCUGUUUCUCUCCUGUCGGAGAAAAAUUCAGAACAAGAGCAUUAAAGUUUCCAGGUUUAAUCUCAGGUUGUACUAUGGAUUGGUUUAGUAAAUGGCCCCGUGAUGCUCUUAUGGCUGUAUCAGGUCAUUUCCUCAAUAGUUUUAAGAUGGAAUGUACACCAGAUAUUAAAAAACAGAUUGUCAACACUAUGGGUGUAGUACAUGAUAAUGUAGCAUUGGUUUGUGUGGACUAUUUCCAAAGAUUCCGUCGUCAAACCCAUGUAACACCAAAAUCUUACCUGUCAUUUUUGGAUGGUUAUAAAACAGUUUAUAAACAGAAGAUAGAUGUUAUUGGUGAUCUAGCUGGUCGUAUGAAUACAGGGUUAGAUAAAUUGAUAGAAGCUACUAUAUCGGUAGAUCAACUCUCUAAAGAACUAGCUGUUAAAGAAGUUGAUUUAGAAGUUGCCAAUAAAAAAGCUGAUAAGGUAUUAGCUGAGGUAACAGUUAGUGCACAGGCUGCUGAGAAAGUUAAAGCUUCUGUACAGAAAGUGAAGGAUAGAGCCCAGAAAGUAGUCAAUGAAAUUGCAGAUGUGAAAGCAGUUGCUGAGGGUAAACUAGAGGCUGCUAAACCUGCUCUCAAAGAAGCUGAAAUGGCUCUACAGACUAUUAAACCUGGUGAUAUUUCUACAGUAAAGAAAUUAGGGAAACCACCACAUUUGAUUAUGAGAAUUAUGGAUUCAGUAUUAAUACUCUUCCAAAAGAAAUUAGAACCCAUGCAGCAAGACCCUGAAAGAGCUUGCCCAAAACCAUCAUGGAGUGAAUCAUUGAAGUUAAUGAGUAAUUCCAGUUUUCUACAUAAUCUUCAAACAUUUUCUAAAGAUACCAUUAAUGAGGAAACUGUUGAAUUAUUAAAACCCUACCUAGAUAUGGAUGAUUAUAACAUGGAAACAGCUAAAAAAGCCUGUGGUAAUGUUGCUGGUCUGUUGUCAUGGACUGUUGCCAUGUCAGUGUUUUUUGGCAUUAACAAAGAAGUACUGCCACUGAAGGCUAAUUUAGUUGCCCAGGAAGCUAGAUUAGGAGUAGCUACUAGAGAAUUGAAUGCUGCUCAAGAACAACUAGAUGAGAAACAGAGAGAGCUGGAUGUUGUACAAGCUAAGUUUGAUGCAGCUAUGAAAGAAAAACAGGAAUUAAUGGAUGAUGCUGAGUCAUGUCGAAGAAGAAUGAUUGCUGCUUCAGCUUUGAUUGGAGGACUUUCUGGAGAGAAAGUAAGAUGGACAGCUCAAAGUAAAGAAUUCAAGUCACAAAUAGAGAGAUUGGUUGGUGAUGUCUUACUUUGUACUGGAUUUUUAUCUUAUUCUGGACCAUUUAAUCAAGAAUACAGACUUAAAUUACAAAAAAAUUGGCAAAAUGAAAUGUCUGCCAGAAAAAUACCAUUUACUAAAAAUCUGAAUACAACUACCAUGUUGGUUGAUAAUGCUACAAUUGGUGAAUGGAAUAUACAAGGUUUACCUAAUGAUGAUUUAUCAAUACAGAAUGGUAUUAUAACAACUAAAGCUACCAGGUUUCCAUUACUUAUAGAUCCUCAGGGUCAGGGCAAAUCUUGGAUUAAAAAUAGAGAAAAAGAAAAUGAUUUCCAGUUGACUUCUUUAAAUCAUAAAUAUUUCCGUACCCAUCUAGAAGAUAGUUUAUCUCUAGGAAGACCUUUAUUGAUAGAAGAUGUUGAAGAAGAUCUAGAUCCAGCUCUGGAUAAUGUCCUGGAGAAAAACUUUAUUAAAUCUGGCUCUACUUAUAAGGUGAAAGUAGGAGAUAAAGAAUGUGAUGUGAUGAAAGGAUUCUAUUUAUAUAUAACAACUAAAUUACCUAAUCCAUCUUAUACACCAGAGGUUAGCGCCAAGACCUCUAUCAUAGAUUUUACUGUCACAAUGAAAGGUUUAGAAGAUCAGUUGUUAGGUCGGGUCAUUAUGACUGAGAAAAAUGAAUUGGAGGCUGAAAGAGCCAAGUUAUUAAUUGAUGUGACAGCUAAUAAACGUAAAAUGCAAGAAUUGGAAGACAAUCUAUUGUACAAACUGACCAGUACUAAGGGUUCUCUAGUAGAUGAUGAAUCUUUAAUACAAGUACUAUCAACAACUAAAGUAACAGCAGCAGAAGUCAGUGAGAAAUUAACAGUAGCUGCUGAUACUGAGAUUAAAAUUAACGAAGCUAGAGAAGAAUUUAGACCAGUGGCUAAUAGAGGAAGUAUUCUAUAUUUCUUGAUGUGUGAUAUGAGUAUGGUCGACAGAAUGUACCAAACUUCUUUAAAUCAAUUCUUGGGUAUCUUUGAUAUAUCCAUGGCAAGAUCUGAUAAGAGUCCAGUACCAGCGAAACGUAUUGCCAACAUCAUAGAAUAUCUGACAUAUGAAAGUUUUAGAUAUUCUUGCCGUGGAUUGUAUGAGGUUCAUAAAUUCUUAUUUACACUUCUCAUGGCCCUUAAAAUUGAUAUGCAACAAGGCAAAGUAAAGAAUGAAGAAUUCCAGAUCUUUAUCAAAGGUGGUGCUGCUCUGGAUUUAAAUGCUGUUACGCCUAAACCAUGUAAAUGGAUUUCUGACAUCACUUGGUUGAAUUUAGUACAACUCAGUUCACUAUCACAAUUCUCAGAGAUAUUAAAUCAGGUACCACGUAAUGAGAAAGGAUGGAGAGUCUGGUUUGAUAGUGAAGCACCAGAAGAAGAACAAAUACCAGAUGGAUACAGUUCUUCAUUAGAUCCUUAUAGAAAACUUCUCUUGAUCAGAUCAUGGGCUCCAGAUCGAACUAUAGCUCAAGCUAGAACGUAUGUAGCCAGUUCAUUAGGAGAGAAAUAUGCUGAUGCUGUGAUAUUAAAUCUUGAGUUGACUCAUCAAGAGAGUGUUGCUAGAAUACCUUUAAUCUGUUUAUUGUCCAUGGGAUCAGAUCCUACCAAUCAGAUAGAAUCAUUGGCUAAAAAACUUCAUCUUGAAUUCCGAGCUAUCUCUAUGGGACAAGGUCAAGAAGUUCAUGCUAGAAAAUUGAUUGGUCAACUUAUGCAAACAGGAGGCUGGGCAAUGUUACAGAAUUGUCAUUUAGGAUUAAACUUUAUGGAUGAAUUAUUAGAGACUCUGAUAGACACCCCUACAAUGCAUGAUGAUUUCCGAGUAUGGAUAACAACAGAACCUCAUCCAGGAUUCCCAAUUAGUCUUCUACAGAGCUCCAUCAAGUUUACCAAUGAACCACCACAAGGUAUAAAAGCUGGUUUAAAGAGAACCUAUGCUGGUAUAACACAAGAUUUUCUAGAUAUCUCUAGUAUGUCUCAAUGGAAACCACUGUUGUUUGGAGUAUCAUUUCUUCAUACAGUUGUACAGGAAAGACGUAAAUUUGGACCUCUAGGAUGGAAUAUACCAUAUGAAUUUAAUAGUUCUGAUUGGACAGCUAGUGUUCAGUUUGUACAGAAUCAUUUAGAUGAUCUGGAUCUUAAAAAGGGUAUAUCAUGGACAACAUUACGAUAUAUGUUAGGUGAAGUACAAUAUGGUGGUCGUGUUACAGAUGAUUAUGAUAAAAGAUUACUCAAUACAUUUUCUAGGGUGUGGUUUGGAGAGUUUAUGUUUGUUGAUAACUUCCAGUUUUACAUCGGUUAUAAAAUACCUAAAUGUCGUACCGUAGAGGAGUACAUGAAUUAUAUAGAGAAUAUGCAACUUGUUGAUUCACCAGAAGCUUUUGGUCUUCAUCCUAAUGCUGACAUAACAUACCAAACUAAUCUUGCCAACUCUGUAUUAGAAACUAUUAUGAGUAUACAACCUAAAGAUGCUGGUGGAGGAGGUGGGGAAUCUAGAGAAGCCACUGUUUACAAAAUGGCAACUGAUAUGUUAGAUAAACUUCCAGCAGAUUAUAAACCACAUGAGGUUAAAGAUAGACUAAAGAGGAUGGGCCUACUACAACCAUUAAAUAUUUUCUUACGACAAGAAAUAGAUAGAAUGCAGAAAGUUAUUGGUGUAGUUAGAGCUACUUUAUCUGAUUUACAAUUAGCUAUUGAUGGUACUAUUAUUAUGAGUGAGAAUUUACGAGAUGCUUUAGACAACAUGUUCGAUGCCAGAGUACCAAAUCUAUGGCGUAAGAUAUCCUGGCAGUCUUCAACUAUUGGUUUCUGGUUUACUGAAUUAUUAGAGAGGAAUGAACAGUUCAGUGCUUGGAUAUUUGUUGGCAGACCAGAUGUAUUCUGGAUGACAGGACUCUUUAAUCCUCAAGGUUUCCUUACUGCUAUGAGACAAGAAGUUACAAGAGCUCACAAAGGUUGGGCUUUAGAUUCAGUUACACUACAUAAUGAUGUAAUGAAAACUUUUAAAGAAGACAUAACUGGACCACCUGCUGAAGGGGUUUAUAUACAUGGAUUAUAUUUGGAUGGUGCUGGAUGGGAUAGACGUAACUGCCGAUUGUGUGAACCACCAGCCAAAGUUUUAUUCACAGCUGUACCAGUUGUACAUAUGUUUGCCAUCAACUCUACAUCUCCUAAAGAUCCAAGGCUCUAUUUGUGUCCUGUUUAUAAGAAGCCAAACAGAACAGAUCUGACCUAUAUCACAUUUAUUGUGAUGAAAACCAACCAAAAUCCUGAUCAUUGGAUUUUAAGAGGAGUGGCUGCCUUGUGUGACAUCAAAUAGAUGUCUUAACUCGAUGCUUUUUAAAAAACAAAUUAUUCACGUUAUUUAUUCUUUUCUUUUACUGUGAUAUGCAAACUUCCAUCCAAAAUUUUGAAUCAAAAUUCUAAAAUAAUAGCUGCACAAGUUUAUGUAGUAUAUUAGAUCGAUAAUUUCAUUCAUUGCAGUUGCGGUGAUGUUUUUAUGGAAGAUUUAAACAUGAUACAGUUGAUUGACAUAUGUCUCAGACCAGAUUUCUCAGUUUUAACUGCCCCUAUUAUUUUAAAUUGUUAUGAAGUAUAUUUUACAUUUGUUACAGAAUAAACUAUUAUGUUAGAUAUA
Molecule: messenger RNA, 13770 nt
Organism: Lottia gigantea (owl limpet)
Lineage: Eukaryota; Metazoa; Mollusca; Gastropoda; Lottiidae
Exons: 84
Coding region: 1-13452 (4483 amino acids)
Biological process (GO): microtubule-based movement
Cellular component (GO): dynein complex
Molecular function (GO): dynein light intermediate chain binding; ATP binding; minus-end-directed microtubule motor activity
Source: RefSeq, a predicted model, not a curated record